Molecule: messenger RNA, 1743 nt
Organism: Rotaria sp. Silwood1
Lineage: Eukaryota; Metazoa; Rotifera; Eurotatoria; Philodinida; Philodinidae
Source: the annotation of a GenBank genome assembly
AUGUAUGACGAUCCACGUACAAAAGCUCGAUCUUUUCUUGAAUCAUCUUCUAUUAUAUCAGAACUUGAAGAUGUUCUCAAUCAUCUUGUUUAUGAAAAACCAGAUGAUCUUAAUGGUUAUAUUGCCAAUCAUUUUUUGGGUCAAAGCAAACAACCACAAAUUAUUAAUUUAACUUUAAAACGAUUAAUAGGUCCUGCUGAUGAACCAGCCAUACAUAUCGAUCUUACAAUUGCACUUAGAAAUAGAACUGAACGAUAUAAUGGAAUUACAGUAAAUUUAUUAUCAGGUAAAUUAAAUAAUCUAACAAUCAAACAAUUAGAAGCCUUGGUCAAUUCAUCAUCAUUAGAAACAAUUCUUAACCGUAUAGAUUUAUUCGAUCAAAUAACAAUUGAUAAUCUUCUUGUAGACUUUCGUUCAAAACAUGCAGAUAAAAUGGCAAAAUUAGCAGCAAUUGAAUCAGAAAAUUCUAACGGUGAACCAACGUCUGAUGUUGCACAAGUUAAAAUAUCAACAAAUGCACGUCCAACUACAGGUGCUGGUGCAGCUAAAGCAGGUGUAGCUCCAACACCAAGUAAAAAAGGAGCCGGUAAAGAUCUUCAACCGAUUGAAAUUAUUCCUGAUGAACCUGAACCAUCAUCAUUUGCUGGUCAAUUAUUAAUUACAAGUAUAUCAUUAACUUGUUGUUUAAUAACUGCUGAAAUAAAACAAUCAAAUUUAUUUCGUCUUAUUCAACUUUCAUCUAUUACAAAUCUCUCUAUGCCAUUACCAAUUAUACCUAUUCUUCAAAGUGGACCAAUAUAUCCGGGUAAACAAUCAUUAAUUAAAUAUUUUAUGCUUAUACCAACACCUCAUAUAAUACAUAAUGAAGAGUGGAUACAUAAAGUGCAUAAUAUUCUACAAUUUUUACGUGAUUCAUUAACAAAUGCAAAAGGAGCAACUCUUCAAUCAACUUAUUCUACUGAUGAUGGAUGUCUUGUUUUUCCAAUGGAUAAACCUGAACAAGGAUUUGAUUUAAUUCAAAAUGCUAUUAAUAGUGUAUGUGGUACUGAUGAACAUUGGUUUGAUUAUGCUAUACAAAUGGGACCAUAUGAAACAUUUGAUUAUACACGUGGUAGAUAUGAAGUAACAACAGGUGUUGUAAAAUCACCUGAUGAAUUAGUUGAUGUUUAUGUUGAUUUAAUUGAUACUUAUUCUCGGUGUAUUAUGUUAAUUGAUCCAUUUCGAUAUGCUGACAAAUCAUCAUUAUCUCGUUUAUGUGAUCGAAUAUCAAAUAAAUGCUAUAUAACAUCAACUGAUAUACGUCGUUAUCAAAAUGAUAAUAAUGAUGAUAAUAAUACAAUUAAUUGUCAUUUAUUAUCGUUAGAUAGUGCUCCAACAAUAACUGAAUUGAUACAACGAAUGAAUACAUUACAUGAACUUAAUAGUUAUGCUUUGGGAUUAUUUGAACGAGAUCAUCAAGAAGUAGCACAAGUUCAUUUAGCAGAUCUUGCUGUUGGUUUUGGUUGUCGUUUUAUAAAACUUCCGGGUCUUCUUUCAUUAGGUGGUCAACGAACAUCUGCUAUACUUCAACGUCUUUCAAUAAUUCGUGAUGAAAUUGAAAUAAAUGAUAAUGAUCAAUUUGCACGACCUAAUCAACAUGAAUUUAUUCAUAUUCGAUCACCAAUUGAUUUAACAGAACAAGAAAGAAUUAUUUCAGUAACUCCUACAAAUGCCAAAACUAAAGACAAGAAAAAACGAUCUUAA